AUGGCAAAUCAAGUUAUAGUUGGAGCUCUAUUUCAGGAAGGAACCUCUCAAGUGAGACCACCCUACUUCAAUGGACAACACUUCUCCCACUGGAAAAUCCGCAUGGAAAUCAUCACCAAAGCAUACAAUGUCAAAGUAUGGAGAGUUAUCAAAAAGGGGAACUACCCACUGCCUGCCAGCACACCACCGCUUGCUGACCCUGAUGAUAUAGAAUCAUACUCAAAGGAACAAUUGGAAGCUGUUCAAAUAAACCACAAGGCAAGUAAUCUGCUUCAUAAUGCAAUAAGUGGUGAAGAACAUGAAAAGAUUUCCAGUUGUGAUACUGCUAAUGAAAUGUGGGAUAAACUCGAAGUCACCUAUGAAGGUACCAGCAAGGUAAAGGAAACCCACAUAAAUAUGCUAGUUCACGACUAUGAAUUAUUCUCAGUGAAGGAAGGAGAAUCCAUUGAAGAAAUGUUUGCCCGGUUCUGUAAAAUAAUCAGCGACUUAAAAGCUUUUGGCAAACCAUACUCCAGUGGCGAUCAAGUUAGGAAAAUUCUCAGAAGUCUACCAACCAUCUGGCGGACGAAAGUCGUCACCUUGGAAUCUCAAGAUCUUAAUAAGUUAUCAUAUGAUGAACUGAGAGGAGAGCUCAUUGCUUUCAAAAGAACACAUUUGAAGAAGACAAAUCAAGAGGAGAAGAAGAAAACUAUUGCAUUCAAAGCUACUACUGAAGCUGCUGAAAAUGAAAUUGAUGAUCCUGAAACUCUACAAGAGGAAAUCGCUAUGAUGUCUAGAAACAUGGAUGGAUUAAUGAGAAGAAAUAGAAAUACAAAGAUAGGAAGAUUUUCACCAAGAAGAUCUAGACAAUACAAUGAACAAGAUAAGAACGAUGGAAAAUGCUAUGAAUGUGGAAAGUUUGGACACAUCCAAGCAGAGUGUCCGGAACUAAAGAAAAAGAUCUCCAGAGGAUUCAACAAAAACAGAUCAUUUGGAAGAUGCUGGACAGAUGAAGACGAUUCAGACAAUGAAAGCUGCUUUAUGGCAAAAGGAGAAACUAGCGAGGUAAGACUUUAUGAAUGUGAAAGACGCAAAGAAUUACAAGACAUUCUUGACUCCACCCUAAAGGAGUCUCAGAAGAUGAUGAAUGAACUCAAGAGACUUACCAGGGAAGUCAAAGACUGGAAUCUCAAACAUGAAAUGACUUACAAGUCAACUGGUAAAGAACCAAUCAGAACUAGAUCGACUAGUCGAUCGAACCAGUCGACUUACAAGUCAACUGGAAAGGAAUCAGCAAAUCCUACGACUGCUAAUUCCAACUCGUAUGAAAGACCUGAAGACAGGAACACCACAGAAUAA
This is a messenger RNA of Nicotiana attenuata, 1338 nucleotides long. RefSeq lists its product as uncharacterized. The transcript has 4 exons. The coding region runs from base 1 to 1338 and encodes 445 amino acids. The record is from RefSeq and is a predicted model, not a curated record. Gene Ontology annotation, molecular function: zinc ion binding; nucleic acid binding. Lineage: Eukaryota; Viridiplantae; Streptophyta; Magnoliopsida; Solanales; Solanaceae.